This is a messenger RNA of Cynara cardunculus var. scolymus (artichoke), 1295 nucleotides long. Its product is annotated as probable serine/threonine-protein kinase PBL3. Gene Ontology annotation, biological process: protein phosphorylation. The transcript is spliced from 6 exons. Gene Ontology annotation, molecular function: ATP binding; protein kinase activity. NCBI's taxonomy places the organism in Eukaryota, Viridiplantae, Streptophyta, Magnoliopsida, Asterales, Asteraceae. Bases 7 to 1128 code for a protein of 373 amino acids. The record is from RefSeq and is a predicted model, not a curated record.
UCUCAAAUGGGUAUGUGUUCUGGAAAACCUGCCAAUGUUGCUCAUGUUUCGUCUUCUCAAUUCAUGGAAGACGUCGGUAAUCGUAACAGAAGAAACAACUCACACCCUGCAAAAGAUCGAUCAGGAAUGGCGAUUUUCAAGAAAGUAUCGAAAGCAUCAGGAGAUGAGAGUUUUGCCAUUCCAAUCAACCUUAAGGCCUUCACGUUGAACGAGCUUAAGGCCGCCACCAAGAAUUUCCGGCCAGAUAGUCUUCUCGGCGAGGGAGGUUUCGGUCAGGUGUUCAAAGGUUGGAUUGAUGAGACCACCUUUGCUCCGGUGAGACCCGGCACCGGACUGGUUGUUGCAGUCAAAGUACUUAAAUCCGAAAGCCAUCAAGGCCACAAAGAAUGGCUUACUGAAGUUGAUUACUUGGGGAAGCUUCGUCACAAAAAUCUUGUUAGACUAAUUGGGUAUUGCGAGGAGUCUCACAAUCGACUUCUAGUUUACGAGUUCAUGCCAAAAGGGUGUCUGGAGAAUCACCUUUUUAGAAAAGGAGUUGAACCAAUGGCUUGGGCCACAAGGAUGAGCAUUGCCAUUGAUGUAGCUCAUGGAUUAUCUUUCUUGCAUAGUAAAGAACCCAGUAUUAUUUACCGCGAUUUGAAGGCUUCCAACAUCCUGCUUGAUUCAGAGUUUACUGCAAGGCUUUCGGAUUUCGGGUUGGCAAGAAAUGGUCCUGUUGGAGAUAACACACAUGUUUCUACCAGAGUUGUGGGAACCAGUGGUUAUGCAGCUCCAGAAUAUGUAGCCACAGGGCACUUGACUAGAAAGAACGAUGUGUACAGUUUCGGAGUGGUUUUAUUGGAAUUGUUGUCGGGAAGACGAGCAAUUGCCGAUGAGAGAGCCGGUGGAGUCGAAGAGACAUUGGUGGAAUGGGUGAAACCGUUUCUAAUCGACAAAAGAGGGGUUUUUAGAAUUAUGGAUACACGGUUAGGUGGUCGAUAUUCAAAGAAAGGUGCACAAGCCGUGGCUGAACUCGCGUUAAAGUGUCUCAAUAACGAUCCCAAGCAUAGACCCGCGAUGACCGAGGUUGUUGAAUCCUUAGAACAAAUCACGAAUACACCCAAAAAUGUUCCGCAGAUUUCAUCGUAGCAACCCCUUGACGCCUAAGUCGUUUUGAUUGUACAAUUUUGUCCUCGUGAUUUCAAUUACAAAAGAUUGGUAUCAUCAUGGUCGCUUCCCCGUCCAUAGUUUACGUAAUGACAGUCUGGAAGGUGUUAUGGGUUUAUGUAGUCGUAUAUAAAAGCUACGUGUUGAUA